AUGUCACUACUUAGGGAUACUAAAGGAAGGAGACCCCCGUCCAAUGCCGACGCUGUUAGAUUAUAUGAAAACAUGGCUAAAUUGCCAUCCUUUAGGAAUAAAUAUGACUGGAAUUCCAAUAUAUGGUCGGAAGAUCAGAUUAAAUUAUUGCAUCUGAAGGUUAAACAAGUUCUACAGCGUCUGGCUUUAGAUUCAGUCGUUGCCACAUAUAAAAACAUCGAUUUUGAUGUAAAAAAUAACAUAGCAAAUACCAUUAAGUCAAUAAACACUAACCACCUUUAUCACUAUUUGGUUGAAGACCCCUAUCACUUCUUAGAGGCCGUGCCACCAGCACCGCCAUUUGCCUUUGUUAAGAUAACCAGUGGCAUAUUUUGGAACUUAGUCAUUGAUCACAUUGACCAGCAGAAGAAUUUCAGCAAGAUUCCAUUGGAUUGCCAUAUCAAGUACCUAAACAGCAACGCAGAUGGAACACUUCGUGUAAAAUUGACACCUAAACAAAUGGAUAAACUUAAUAAUAUAAUGAAAAAUGAUGACAAAAUCAAUUGGAUAGAUGCUGCUAAAAAAAUUGGCUGUACUCCUUACCAAUGCUAUCUGUAUUUUGUAAAAAAUGUCACAUCUGGGGAUUCUAGUAAUUGGACUGACGAAUUGGAUAAAAAACUAAUAAAUGCCGUAUCUAGAAGUAUUGGAAAACGUGUAUGGCAUGAAGUCGCACAGGAAGUAGGGAAUAAUAAAACUAAUGAACAAUGUAGGUUGAGGUGGUCAAGAGUGCUAUCUAAACGGAGCGUUGAAGGUAUCAGUCCUGUGAAUAUAAAUAAGAAAUUGCAAGAGGAUAUAAAAUUUUUGGUUGAUAUUUAUGGUAAAACAAAUUGGACUCUUAUAGCCAGGCAUGUCAAUUUGACAGACAAACAGUGUAGAUCUAAAUAUUUUGCCUGCGUGUCAGACAAUCUAUCAAACUCUGAUAAAAUGAAGCAGCUUAUCCAAACAAUAAUUGACUCUGAUUGGCAAUUGGAUAAAGUUAAACGAACAUUAGGAAUAGAUAUUACCGUAUGUAAGCGUAAGUGGGCUAGAUUAGACCCACUAGGUUAUUAUAUAUACAAAACCUGCUCUCACAACAUAUCAAAUAGAGUUGGAGAUACUCAAAUAACUAAUAAAUUGAUGGAUCAUGUAAAAUCGAUGCUACACAAAGAAGCCCUUUUAGAACGAGUUAACAUGCUUAAACGUAAGAAACUUCCUAUCAAAAAAAUUUACAAGUCCAUCGACUGUAAGAAUAUGGUUAGGGGGUUCAAGAUACUGCAUUGUGUGUUGGGUGAUUCAGUUUUGAAACUUGAAGCGAUUGUCACGAAAAAUUUUAACUGGACCACUGAUGAUAAUGUAUAUAUAUCAAAUGAAACAAUAAAAAAUUUACCAGAAGAUUGGUUGGAUGUCGUUAGUGAAAUGCUAGAACGACUAUGGCCAAUACCGUCAGUAGGUGUUAUGUCCAUAGUCAAUAAAUUGUAG
Molecule: messenger RNA, 1497 nt
Organism: Babesia microti strain RI
Lineage: Eukaryota; Apicomplexa; Aconoidasida; Piroplasmida; Babesiidae
Product: transcription factor MYB1 (MYB1)
Exons: 2
Coding region: 1-1497 (498 amino acids)
Source: RefSeq, a predicted model, not a curated record